AGAUAUCAAGAUCAGGGUUCGACAGAAGCAUUGACCAAAUAAGUAACAAGCUAAAAAAGCUCAAAAGGGAAUACCGGGACCAAAAAAAGGUCCUCGGUGAGAGCGGGAGCGGACGCCCUUGGAGCAACGCCAACUUUAAGGUGCUUGAUUCGAUUCUUGGCGACAGAACGUCAUGCCAACUCAACGGGGCCUUUGACUCAAUGGCGGUCCUUGAUUUGAUGGUUGAUGACCCGCUCAACAUCCAGAGCUCUAUGGAUAAUGAGUUUUCUGCAAUUGAGCAUGCAGAGGUCGACGUGAAGCUUGAGCCACCGUCAACCCGCAGCUCACCCUCACCAUCAAGCAUCUCUGCUCAGGACUCAUCAACGCCUCGGCCCAUACAAGUUAAAAGGAAGCGGGACAGCACCACUGAGCGGCUGCAUCUACUGGAGAGGGCGGAUGAGCGGGAAGAGAGACAGAUGCAGCAGAGAGAAGACAUGCAUGCCUUGCUGCUGCAACGGAUGGAGAGGGUGGAUGAGCGGGAGGAGAGACUGAUGCAGCAGAGAGAAGCCAUGCAUACCUUGCUGCUGCAACGGCUGGAGAGGGUGGAUGAGCGGGAGGAGAGACUGAUGCAGCGGGAGGAGAGACUUAUGCAGCAGAGAGAAGGCAUGCAUGCCUUGCUACUGCGACGGAUGGAGAGGAUGGAGGCUGAGUCGCGGGCCUUCCUUGGGCUUAUGGGCCGAAUGGUUGAGGUGAUGAAAGCCCAGGAAAGGCCAACAUGAUUGCUGCAGCCACACAAAUAUUGUAUAUAUGUUUCAUA
Molecule: messenger RNA, 796 nt
Organism: Notolabrus celidotus (New Zealand spotty)
Lineage: Eukaryota; Metazoa; Chordata; Actinopteri; Labriformes; Labridae
Product: putative golgin subfamily A member 6-like protein 3
Exons: 3
Coding region: 201-758 (185 amino acids)
Source: RefSeq, a predicted model, not a curated record